This is a messenger RNA of Dentiscutata erythropus, 980 nucleotides long. NCBI's taxonomy places the organism in Eukaryota, Fungi, Glomeromycota, Glomeromycetes, Diversisporales, Gigasporaceae. The record is from the annotation of a GenBank genome assembly.
AAAGUACCCAGGCUCAGUUAUUCAACCAAGGUGCAUUUCACAAGAUAUGUUUAAGGGACUCUUUGGUACAAUUCGUCAGCUUGGUGGAGAUUCUUCUACACAAACACUUAAAUCUUAUAGACACUCCUUAAACAAAUAUCAAGUGACUGCAUUAGUUUCAUCAAAAUUAAAAAGUAUUAAUUAUGGGGAAGCUGAUGGAACUGGAAUUGGUAUUAACACUUUGACACGAAGGGAUUAUCGUAAAGAUAAAAAAUGCCCAAUUAAUAAUGAAAACCCUCAUUAUAUAUAUGAAAAACAUAGUAUUCAAUCAUGCAAUAGCAAUGUAAACGAUGAAAAUAUGAAAGCUUUUUAUCUUCAAAUAGAGCGAUGCAAUCUUAUAGAAGCUAUUCUUUAUCAAGAUUCUAUUGAUCACCUGUUGCAAAAAUGGCAAAAUAUUAUUAGAACAAUGGUUUUCGAAGCUGUUCCAAAGAAAAUAGGAGUUCAAUGUGUUCAGGUAAUUGCCCAAACAUUUAAAAGAAAAACUAUUAAAAUUGAACAAAAUAAACUUUCAGCAGACUGUCAUUUGAUGAUUAAAAAUAUUAUUGUCUUGGAACUAACAGAAGCAUCAAAAUUCUCCUAUAUCGUUGGAUGGGUUAUUUACAAGCUUAUUAAAAGUGAUGACUUAACACAAUCGCACCCUCAAUUCAAUUCUAUUCGUGCUCACUUGGAAGUUUUAAGCUCGGAGAAGCUUGCUUUGCAACUUAUAAUAUUGCGAUCUUUCAACAUGCUACUUGAUAUUGCUAGCAGUUGUCAACAUGUGAUGGCUGAAAAACAAGAAUUAAAAGAUGAUUUAGAUGGUGCUGAGGAAGUAUUUUCAAGAAUUUUUUUAGUUUCAGAAUUGCAAUGGUUACUCUGGGUAUUUGGAGAUAGUGCGACAAAAAAGCGAAAGAAAAACUUGAUAUCAUCGAUAUUAAAUCAUUUACUAAAAGGAACUCAAUUUU